Messenger RNA from Oncorhynchus keta (chum salmon), 6859 nucleotides. Its product is annotated as intersectin-2-like. Gene Ontology annotation, biological process: positive regulation of Rho protein signal transduction; intracellular signal transduction. Lineage: Eukaryota; Metazoa; Chordata; Actinopteri; Salmoniformes; Salmonidae. Bases 101 to 3781 code for a protein of 1226 amino acids. The transcript is spliced from 30 exons. The record is from RefSeq and is a predicted model, not a curated record. Gene Ontology annotation, molecular function: protein binding; guanyl-nucleotide exchange factor activity.
ACAGGAUAUCAACUCCCUGCAGAGACAACUAGAGGAGAACCAGAGGAAGCUGUCCCAGCUGACUCCAGAACAGCAGAGACUCAGUGACAAACUGAAGGACAUGGCCCUCAACAACCUGCCAGUCUCCACCAUAUCCACUCUCAAACGCAGCACCAGCCAGAAGGAUGGAGCCUGUCGGGACCUGAAGCAACAGCUGGAUGCUCUGGAGAAAGAGACGGCUGCUAAACUGGCUGACAUGGAUCAUUACCUGAAGGACAUACAGGAACUGAGAGAGAACCAGCGGAAACAGCAGUCGGCUCUGGAUAAACUACGGAGCAUCAAAGAGGACAAAGGGAGAGAACUGGAGAGACAGAGGGAGCAGGAGGAGAGGAAGAGGAGGGAGGUGGAGGAGGAGAGGAAAAGGAGGGAGGAGGAGGAGAGGAGAGAGGAGGAGGAGGCCAAAAGGCGUAUUAAGCUCCAGAAGGAGCGUCAGUGGCAGGAGAAGCUGAAGAGAGAGGAGGAGGAGAGACAGAGGAGGCUGCAGGAAGAAAGAGAGGCCAAACUGAGAGAGGAGGAGGAGAAGGAGACACAAGCCCGCCUCUUAGCUGCUAAAGAAAAGGUAGAACGAGAAAGCAGAGAGGAGGAAGAGGAGAGGAAAAGGAGGGAGGAGGAGAGAAGACAGGAGGAAGAAGAGAGGAAGAGGAGGGAGGAAGGGGAGAGGAAGAGGAGGGAGGAGAGGGAGGAAGAGGAGCGGAAGAGGUUAGAGGAGGAGAGGGAGGAAGAGAAGAAAAGGCAGGAAGAGGUGGAGAGCAAGAGGUGUGAGGAGGACAAGAAGAGAUUGAAGAGGAAGGAUGAGGAGAGGAGGAGGCAGCAGGAGGAAGAAGCGAAGAGGAAGCUGGAGGAGGAGAGGAGAAGCAGAGAGGAGGAGGUGGCGGCGUUGCGCCAGCAGGGGCGUGCAGGGAAAACAGACAUCCACGACAAACUGUCAGCCCUUCUUGGAGGACUAGAGGAGAGGAAAGGCGGUCUGAAACCCCAGGCCACAGAGCACAGGAAGUCUGCGAUGCUCACUUGCUUCCGGGCGCUCUACCCUUUCACCGCUCGCAACCUGGAAGAACUCAGCUUUGAAGCCGAUGAGGUCAUUGAGGUGGAUGAGAGUACGGAGCGAGAGCAGGGUUGGCUGUUCGGGAGUCGUCAGGGGAAGAUGGGCUGGUUCCCAGAGAGUUAUGUAGAGAGACAUUUCAAAUCAGAGAGACCUGCUACUGUUACUACCACUGCACAGGCCCUCAAACCACAGCUCUCCACCCCCAUCAACACAGGGAAACCCGGGGGAGAUGCUUCUAUGUCAACAGGACAGAACUCCGCCUUCACGCCUACACACGCCCCUCACCCCACCCCCUCGGAGCAGGUACAGGUGGUGGGUAACCUGCAGGCCCAGGCUCGGUGUUCAUGGACAGCUAAGACAGAGAGCCAUCUAAACUUCAGUAAGGAUGAUUUGAUCUGGGUGCUGGAGCAGCAGGACAGCUGGUGGCUGGGGGAGCUCAACGGGGUUCAGGGCUGGUUCCCCAAAACAUACGUCACACUCCUGGGAGACAAUGACAACACCACUGCCCUGACGUAUUCUCCCCCAAAUGAAGUGGAGGCCUCAGAUGCUGCUCAACUGGAAGAGUACAUGGCGCUGUACACCUAUGAGAGCCCAGAGCAUGGCGACCUGACGUUUAGAGAGGGUGAUGUGAUCCUGGUGACCCAGAGAGAGGGAGAGUGGUGGAGUGGAGGCAUCGGAGACCGCACUGGAGUGUUCCCUUCUAACUACGUCAAACCCAAAGAGACCGACACAUCCAGCAGCCCAGGGAAGCCAGGACAGCCUGGGAAGAAGCCAGAGUUAGCCCAGGUGAGCAAUGCCUACACGGCCACAGGAACAGAGCAGCUCAGCCUUGCACCAGGACAGCUCAUCCGCAUCCUCAGCAAAGAUUCCUCCGGCUGGUUGCUCGGAGAACUGCAGGCGCGAGGAAAGAAGCGUCAGAAGGGUUGGUUUCCUGCCUCACAUGUCAAGAUGCUGGGAUCUAACAGCGGCAAGUCCACUCCAGCACCUCUACCAGUGUGUCAGGUCAUUGCCAUGUACGACUACAAAGCAGCCAACGAGGAUGAGAUGAGCUUCUCCAAAGGUCAGAUGAUCAGUGUGUUCGACAAGAACGACCCCGAUUGGUGGAAAGGAGAGGUCAAUGGGAUCACCGGUCUGUUCCCAACCAAUUACGUCAAGAUGACCACCGUUGACUCCGAUCCCAGCCAGCAAUGGUGUGCUGACCUAAACAGUCUGGAGUCUAUGAGUCCCCAGGAGAGGAAGAGACAGGGUUACAUCCACGAGCUCCUCCAGACAGAGGAGAGAUAUGUAGAGGACUUACAGAUAGUCAUGGAGGUGUUCCAUAAGCCCAUGUCUGAGUCUGGCCGUCUGACGGAAGCAGAGAUGGUCAUGAUCUUUGUCAACUGGAAGGAGCUCAUCGCCUGCAACACCAAACUGCUGAAGGCCCUGCAGGUACGUAAGAAGACGGGGGGCAUCAACAUGCCUGUCCAGGUUAUAGGGGACAUCUUGGCAUCAGAGCUGCCUCACCUCCAGCCUUACAUCCAGUUCUGCUCCUGUCAACUCAACGGAGCGACCCUGCUACAGAGUAGGACUGACAACCAACAGGACUUUAAAGACUUCCUCAAGAAAAUCGCCACAGACUACCGCUGUAAAGGCAUGCCCUUAUCCAGCUUCCUGCUGAAGCCCAUGCAGAGGAUCACACGCUACCCUCUACACAUCAAGAACAUCCUGGAGAGUACCCAGGAGGAGCAUACAGACUACGGGCCCCUGAGAGAGGCUCUGGAGCGGGCUGAGGAGCUGUGUACUCAGGUCAACGAGGGGGUCAGGGAGAAGGAGAACUGUGACAGGCUGGAGUGGAUACAGUCACACGUACAGUGUGAGGGAGUCACAGAGAACCUGGUGUUUAACUCUCUGACUAACUGCCUGGGGCCUCGUAAGCUGCUCCACAGUGGGAAGGUGUAUAAGAUGAAGGGCAAUAAGGAGCUGUGGGCUUUCCUCUUUAACGACUUCCUGUUGCUCACCCACGCUGCCAGACAGUUCAGCUCCUCGGGACUGGACAGACUCUUCACCAGCAAGAACAGCACACAGCUUAAGAUGUACAAGCCGCCGGUGUUCCUCAACGAGAUUCUAGUGAAGCUGCCUGACUCCUCCAGUGAAGAGCCCUUCUUCCACAUCUCCAACAUAGACCGAGUCUACAGCCUCAAAACAGAGAACAUCAACGAGAGGACGGCCUGGGUCCAGAAGAUCAAGGCUGCGUGUGAGGACUUCUUCCAGAUGGACAAGAAGAAGAGAGCAAAGGCCUACCAAUCUCGUUCUCUGAAGGCCAGUGGAAUCGGCUGUCUGUUAGUCACCGUCCUGGGGGCCACUGAACUGAAGUCCAGCAAACCCAACGGUAAGAGUAACCCUUACUGUGAGGUGACCAUGGGAGCUCAGAACUACACCUCCAAGACUCUGAGUGACACAGUCAACCCCAAGUGGAACUUUAACUGUCAGUUCAACAUCAGAGACCUGUACCAGGAAGUGCUCUGUAUCACCAUCUUCCAGAGGGAGCAGUUCUCCCCUGACGACUUCCUGGGUCGUACGGAGGUUCCCGUGGCAACCAUAAAGGAGGAGUUGGAGAACAAGGGGCUAGUGACACGCCGCUUGCCGCUCCAUGAGGUCCCCACUGGAGAGGUGUGGGUCUGCCUCGACCUGCAGCUCUUCCAAAACAGUGCAUCCAAAUAAGGACAUCCUGGCCAACACUGGACGCCCAAAUAAGGCCUUCUUGACCUGCAGCCACAUGGGGAGGGACUUGUUAUAUAAUGUAUCUAACUGCUGGUCUUGGGUCAGAUACUUAUUAAUCCUGCUAAUGGUUAAGGUUGGGAUCUGGGCUUGGGCUGGGGCUAACUUUUACCUGGAGCUGCAAUGGUGAUGGGGAACCCUCCCUCCUCGUCUGAGGUCAGACCAUUCUUGGCAAUGAUCUGAGGACAGUUUAGUCUUUUACACGCUGGUGUGUGACUGGUGGUGAGCACGGUUUGGUUAGUGUGAAGCUGAUCCUAGAUCUGUAGUGGUUCUACUUGUAUCAGCACUAACACUGAUGGCCUGUCUAUGCUCUCCUCUGCUACGGACUGGCUCCUCAUUCUGCCAAGUUUUUAUUUUGUGAACUCAACCCAGGCCAAUGUUGGGCGAAACUAUUUAUUUAGUGAAGGAUCGUCGUCUUAACUCUAUAUUUGUUCAAGCUAAGAUGUUGUUUGGGAAGGUAAAUACCAGGUCAAAUGGGGAGGGAGGUUAGGUGUUUCCUGCCAUGAAGGGUCUCACGUCCAGCGAUAAACGAUCUCAGGACUUGUUUUCCCUGCUGGGCGUUUUAUAUUACUGCAUCAUAACCGGCUGCUUUUCUUAGAACUCAGUCUGGUGGCACAGAUCUCCUAAUUAACGGUAGUUUUAAAACCAACUCUCUUUCUUUGCAGUAUGAAUGUUCUGUCGACCUUAAGGAGAUCUUGUUCUUUAGUUGUGGUGUAGUUGCUUCAGAAACACUCUAAAAGGAAAACGGGUCUUUAGUUGUGGUGUAGUUGCCUCAGAAACACUCUAAAAGGAAAACGGGUCUUUAGUUGUGGUGUAGUUGCCUCAGAAACACUCUAAAAGGAAAACAGGUCUUUAGUUGUGGUGUAGUUGCCUCAGAAACACUCUAAAAGGAAAACGGGUCUUUAGUUGUGGUGUAGUUGCUUCAGAAACACUCUAAAAGGAAAAUGGGUCUUUAGUUGUGGUGUAGUUGCCUCAGAAACACUCUAAAAGGAAAACGGGUCUUUAGUUGUGGUGUAGUUGCCUCAGAAACACUCUAAAAGGAAAACGGGUCUUUAGUUGUGGUGUAGUUGCCUCAGAAACACUCUAAAAGGAAAACGGGUCUUUAGUUGUGGUGUAGUUGCCUCAGAAACACUCUAAAAGGAAAACGGGUCUUUAGUUGUGGUGUAGUUGCCUCAGAAACACUCUAAAAGGAAAACGGGUCUUUAGUUGUGGUGUAGUUGCCUCAGAAACACUCUAAAAGGAAAACGGGUCUUUAGUUGUGGUGUAGUUGCCUCAGAAACACUCUAAAAGGAAAACGGGUCUUUAGUUGUGGUGUAGUUGCCUCAGAAACACUCUAAAAGGAAAACGGGUCUUUAGUUGUGGUGUAGUUGCCUCAGAAACACUCUAAAAGGAAAACGGGUCUUUAGUUGUGGUGUAGUUGCCUCAGAAACACUCUAAAAGGAAAACAGGUCUUUAGUUGUGGUGUAGUUGCCUCAGAAACACUCUAAAAGGAAAACGGGUCUUUAGUUGUGGUGUAGUUGCCUCAGAAACACUCUAAAAGGAAAACGGGUCUUUAGUUGUGGUGUAGUUGCCUCAGAAACACUCUAAAAGGAAAACGGGUCUUUAGUUGUGGUGUAGUUGCCUCAGAAACACUCUAAAAGGAAAACGGGUGUUUAGUUUUACUCCACUCCUCCUUUUCAUAAAGAGGUUUAGACUGCAGGAACAUGUGUUUCCGUUUCGCUUUUUAAAUCAUAGUGAAUAAGAUGAUAUGGACCUGAUCCUAGAUCAGCACUAGCUUGGUCCCAGAUCUGUUUGUGUUUUUGCCUACUCCAAUGUCAUUGUCAAGUCAGACUUCAUGUUCUGCAUGACGAUUCCAUAAGGAGUUGGCCAGAGAGCAGUAACAGCUAGAUCUGCACUGCUAUUCUGAGACACUCAGUGAAUAUGGACCCAGAAGCCUCCAGUGGCUCUAUAACCACUAGCUCCACCCAGGGGUGUGGUCACAGAAGCCUCCAGUGGCUCUAUAACCACUAGCUCCACCCAGGGGUGUGGUCACAGAAGCCUCCAGUGGCUCUAUAACCACUAGCUCCACCCAGGGGUGUGGUCACAGAAGCCUCCAGUGGCUCUAUAACCACUAGCUCCACCCAGGGGUGUGGUCACAGAAGCCUCCAGUGGCUCUAUAACCACUAGCUCCACCCAGGGGUGUGGUCACAGAAGCCUCCAGUGGCUCUAUAACCACUAGCUCCACCCAGGGGUGUGGUCACAGAAGCCUCCAGUGGCUCUAUAACCACUAGCUCCACCCAGGGGUGUGGUCACAGAAGCCUCCAGUGGCUCUAUAACCACUAGCUCCACCCAGGGGUGUGGUCACAGCCGGAGUGGCUCUUAUUUGUUUUCAUCUAUGUGACUAUAACUAUGCAGAGGUUUGAAUCAGCCUUUCAUCACAGCAUUAUAAUCAGUGUCUGAAUAGUCUUAGUAGCCUUUCAUAUUUUACCACAUGAACAAAGAAAGGAUCGUGAGAAUAGUCUUUGAAGGAUAAGACUCCAUUGAACUAAUAUAUGUUAAACAUUUAUUUUUAAUAAUAAUCAUAAAAAAAUGUGUAAGAAAGGAAUGGACAUGAUUUAGCUGGACAGCUACAUUAUACUGAUCUACCAGAGAUGUUCUUCUUAAAUCAUUGUUUUAAUUUAAGCUGCACAAGUCUUCUAUUGGGCUGUUAUUCAUUUGAGGUUGAACUGUAAGUCCUGUGGUGUGUCGAUUUUAACUCUGUGUACUGAUUUACUGUGCUAACAAGAGUGCAUAACUCUGUGUACUGAUUUACUGUGCUAACAGAGUGCAUAACUCUGUGUACUGAUUUACUGUGCUAACAGAGUGCAUAACUCUGUGUACUGAUUUACUGUGCUAACAGAGUGCAUAACUCUGUGUACUGAUUUACUGUGCUAACAGAGUGCAUCCUACUGCCUGAUAUGCAGCGUGUUCACAAUGGGCACAGCACUCACUGAUUCUGGGUUCUCUGAGGAUAAUAAAAGGUGUGUAAAACAAACCGGCUAA